CUCCACCACGUGUCUCGCCGACCUCCAUGCCGGAAAAUUCCCAGGAUUUGGAGCUCCUCAAGCUUCAAAUAGAGAAGCAGCGUCUAGAAAUCCAAGUCUUGGAACUGGAAGCUCAAGCAAAGGCGCGAUCGCUCUCGUCUCCUAGCAGUGGUAAACCGGCAGCGAUUCCUUCGCUCGACACUGUGCGUUCCGGACACAAUGCCGGUAAGUCUCAAGGUCAACUUGACCACAACACACGUAUCACUCAUCCGCAAGAAUGGCCUCAUUUGCAUGUCCCAUUCGGUCUUGCCAGGAAAAAGUUCCAAGACCUGACUACUUCUGAAUUCGUUUACGGUUAUUUAGACAUUGUUAACUCCGAACCACCGGAGAAACAAGCCGUCAUGACCCGACAUUUGAUGUCUUUAAUGCGACUCGCUUCGAAGUAUAACUGGCCCGCUGUUCUUUCUUUUCAUGCCGCCGUAUUGGAUCGCAUCGAGGCCGGCCUUGCCAACUGGGGCGACGACUUCAGCGAGAUAGAACGAUUUAACAUCACCGAAUCUCAGCGACUUCCCACCACAACACCGUCCGCACGUAUCGCCACGCCUCCCAGUCUCAACAACCGCUCACGCUCCUAUUGCCGCGAAUGGAAUCGCACUGGCGUUUGUAACAACACCAACCACCAGCUGGGAAUGGAGCACAUCUGCGCUUAUUACAAACUCUCAGAUCAUACCAUCGUAUCUUGUCCUACUCGACCACCGCCUUCUUCAAACCGAUCCACGCCCCCUACGUCUGAUUGACUAGUCCACUCUCCGAGUCCUCCUGACCUAAUUCCAUAAUCCCCGGACUAUCCGCUUCCUCCGUUAACUUCGUCGGAAGUGUCGUCCGUUCCUGUUUUGCCGUCUGGUCAGCUUUCGCUCUCCAGGGCCCGUUCGUACGCUGCCGUUGUUCGCCACAUCCUCUGUUCCAAGUCGUCAAACCCCAACGCCUUCGGCCCUCGUGUUCCCGUUCCUUCGAAAUUGAACAUUCCCUCGUAGAAAUCCGCUCUUGACAAGUACUCCGAUUCUGUAGUGGCCGAUUUUCUCGCCUUCGGUUGGCCCAGCAACUACCGCUCCCGUUUCUUUCCUACACCUUCCAAAUCUAACCACUACUCCGCAGU
Messenger RNA from Stylophora pistillata, 1135 nucleotides. RefSeq lists its product as uncharacterized. NCBI's taxonomy places the organism in Eukaryota, Metazoa, Cnidaria, Anthozoa, Scleractinia, Pocilloporidae. The record is from RefSeq and is a predicted model, not a curated record.